AAAGUGAAUGUGGUUUAUCCUGCAGGUUAAAAAUGGUUAAAGAAUGGAAGAAUGAUGGGAUGGAUCUAAAUAUGGGCUGUGGGACAGGCACGUCACUUUCCUCCCUCUGCCUUGCCCUCCUGCUAUUCCAGCUCUUUAGCUGUAGUUGUCGGGGUCACCAAUUUCAAGAACCAGCAUUGCCUGCAACCUUCCAGUUUACAUACUCCCUGUACAAUGCCACUAUCUACGAGAACUCUGCUGCAAGGACCUAUGCCAACAGCAAAGUUAAAAUGGGGAUAAGCCUGACUGAUCCGUUGUGGGACAUUAAAUACAGGAUUAUUUCUGGAGAUGAAGACAGCUUCUUCAAAGCAGAAGAAGUUUUACUUGGGGAUUUCUGUUUCCUCAGGAUAAGGACUAAGGGGGGCAAUUCUGCCAUAUUAAACAGGGAAGUUCAGAACCACUAUUUGCUUAUUGUGAAAGCUGCAAUUAGAGGGGAAGCCCUGGAGGCAUGGACAAAAGUGAAUAUUCAAGUUUUGGAUAUGAAUGAUUUGCGGCCUUUAUUUUCUCCAACCACAUAUUCUGUAACAAUUCCUGAAAAUACACCAUUAAGAACUAGUAUUGCACAAGUGACAGCGACUGAUGCAGAUAUAGGAUCAAAUGGAGAAUUUUAUUACUAUUUUAAAGAUAGAGUUGACAUCUUUGCUGUUCAUCCAACUAGUGGCAUAGUUUCCCUAAGUGGCAAAUUGAACUUCGAUGAGAGAAACCAAUAUGACCUGGAGGUAUUAGCAGUGGAUCGUGGAAUGAAACUUUAUGGAAACAAUGGAGUAAGCAGUACAGCGAAACUAGUCAUUCAUAUCGAUAGAAUCAAUCAACAUGCCCCAAUCCUAAGCGUGGUGACUCACAUUCCUUCCUUGAUAGACAGUGAUCCCAUUUAUGCCAUUGUGACUAUAGAUGACCUGGAUGAUGGAAUUAAUGGGGAAAUUGAAUCAAUAUCUAUUGUGGCAGGUGAUCCUUUAGAACAGUUCCAUCUUGUUAGAACUAGGUUAGGAGGCAGGGAGUAUAGGAUAAAGUUAGCAAAGACAGUGAUCUGGGAAGACUUUCCCUAUGGCUAUAAUCUUACCCUUCAAGCAAAAGAUAAGGGGACCCCUCAGAAAUUCUCUGCAGUGAAAAUUGUACAUAUUGGAAAUCCGGAGGAAAAUGAAAACCAAGUAACUUUUGAAGAGGAUGUGUAUGAAGUGGAACUGAAUGAAUUUGCUCCUCCUGGAGUAGCUGUUGUUGCUAUUAAACUAAAGCCGGAACCACAAAAUGUGAAAUAUAAACUUAGUGCAACUGAAGAUGCUCGUCAUUUCUACAUUAAUCCCAAAACAGGUCUGAUUACCACAGCACAACAUAUACGAAUCCUUGAGAGAGAGCAUUUUGUCUUAGAGGUAAUGAGCAAUGUCAAUGAAAUUAAAGUGCGCGUCAUCAUAAAGGUUGAAGAUGCCAAUGAUCACACUCCAGAGUUUCACCAAUUGUCAUAUGAGGCAUUUAUCAAUGAAAGCGUGCCUAUUGGUAGCAGUGUGUUAGUUGUUUCUGCCAUUGACAAUGAUCAAGGAGAAAAUGGAUACGUGACAUAUAGCAUUGACAAACUGAAUUCAUUGCCUUUUGUUAUAAACCAGUUUACAGGUCUCAUCAGCACAAGUGGACAACUGGAUUUUGAGUCCCCAUCUCAGAGUUACAGGUUUUUUGUUCGCGCCUCAGAUUGGGGUUCACCUUAUCGACGUGAGAGUGAGGUAAAUGUAACAGUACAUGUGGAAAAUGUUAAUGACAAUAAACCCCUGUUUGAAAGAGUGGACUGCCAGGGAGUGAUUUCACGUGAGUUUCCUGUUGGUGAACAAAUAACUACUGUUUCAGCUAUUGAUGUUGAUGAACUGGAACUGGUAAAAUACAGAAUUGUAUCUGGAAAUGAAUUUGGAUUCUUUGAUCUAAAUUCAGACUCUGGUGUACUUUUCUUAACAAAAGAAUUGGAUAACGCAAAUCCAAAAGAUGGACUCUUUUCACUUCAGAUAACAGCUACGGAUGGCGAGAAUAUUGCUGACCCAAUGUUUCUUAAUAUUUCAUUGGAGCACGGUAAGCUGACUACAAAGGAUUAUGUGUGCAGAGAAACUGGAGUUGCUAAGAAACUAACUGAAAAAUUGCUCAAAAGAGUUAAAGUAAACAAGUCAAAGAUGGAGGACUUAUUCCUUGAUCUCUAUUCAAUUAACAGACAGCCUCCACAGUUUGAUAAAUCCUUUCCUUCUCAGGUAGCCAUUAAGGAAGAUCUGCCAGUUGGCAGUACUAUUGUUAAGGUCCCAGCUUCUGAUGCAGAUAGUAGCUUCAAUGGCAAAGUUGUAUACACCAUCUCUGAUGGAAAUGUUGAUAGCUGUUUUAAUAUUGAAAUGGAAACAGGAUGGCUAACAGUUUUGAUGCCAAUGGAUCGUGAAUUAACUGAUAAAUACAUUCUAAAUAUCACUGUUUAUGACUUGGGGUAUCCUCCAAAGUGUGCCUGGAGACUGAUGACCAUCUAUAUCCAAGAUGCUAAUGAUAACAAGCCUCGUUUUUUGCUGGAGAGUUACUCCGUUAGCAUUCCAGAAGAUACAGUGAUUGGUACAGAAGUAGUUCAGAUUGAGGCCACAGAUGAAGAUCUGGACCGCAACGGUGAAAUAAUUUAUACACUAUUAACAGACACCCACCAAUUUGCUAUUAAUGCCUCAACUGGCAUUGUUUAUGUGACUGGGUUGCUUGAUCGGGAAUUAAUUACAAACUGUACAUUGAAAAUAGAAGCCUGUGACCAAGCUGACACUGGUCAUCAACAGUGUUCAGUUGUGGCUUUGGAGAUCAUUUUUGCAGAUGUCAAUGACAAUGCUCCCCAUUUCGUUCCUUCAAGCUACUUUGUUAAGGUGCUCGAAGAUAUGCCUGUCAGCGCUGUGGUAACAUGGCUUGAAGCUCAUGAUCCCGACCUUGGCUUGGGUGGCCAGGUGCGCUACUCUUUGGGAAAUGAUUAUAACGGGAAGUUUGAAAUUGACCGAAGCAGUGGAGCUGUGCGCCUGUCAAAAGAGCUGGACUUUGAGAAACAGCAGUUUUACAACCUGACAAUUCGUGUUAAAGAUAAAGGUCGGCCAAUAUCCUUGUCUUCAGUAUCCUUUAUAGAAAUUGAAGUGGUUGACGUGAAUGAAAAUCUUUAUGCACCACAGUUUCCAGAGUUUGCUAAAAUGGCAUCAGUCAAGGAAAACGCACCAAUUGGGACAUGCGUUCUGCAGGUGACAGCAAAAGAUGAUGAUGAUGGAAGGGAUGGACAGAUUCAGUACUCCAUUCGGGAUGGCAGUGGCCUUGGGCGUUUCACAGUAACUGAGAACACAGGUGUUAUUAGUACAGCUGAUGUACUCGAUCGUGAAACGACUGCAUCCUACUGGCUUACUGUGUAUGCUACUGACCGUGGAGUUGUUCCAUUGUUUUCAUCCAUUGAGAUCUAUAUUGAGGUUGAAGAUGAAAAUGACAAUGCGCCAAUAUCAUCUCAACCUAUUUAUCAUCCAUCCAUAAUGGAAAAUUCUCCCAAGGAUGUUCCCAUUGUGCAGAUUCAGGCCUAUGAUCCAGACUCCAGUUCCAGUGAUAAAAUGACUUUUAGGAUUACAAGUGGGAAUCCCCAGAAUUUCUUUACUAUUAACUCCAAGACAGGUCUAAUCAUGACUACAUCAAGGAAACUGGAUCGAGAGCAGCAGGCAGAGCAUGUUCUAGAGGUGAUGGUGACAGAUGGCAGCUCCUCUCCAAAAUACUCCACUGUGUGGGUGGUGGUACAUGUGUUGGAUGAGAAUGAUAAUAAGCCCCAGUUUCCUCAGAAGGUAUAUCAAAUUAAACUUCCAGAGCGGGACCGCAAGAAACGGAGUGAGCCCAUUUAUAGAACAUUUGCAUUUGACAAGGACAAAGGGCCCAAUGCAGAAAUUUCCUACAGCAUCGUGGAUGGAAAUGAUGAUGGGAAGUUUUUCAUUGACCCCAAAACUGGAAUGGUGUCCUCCAGGAAACAGUUUACAGCUGGAAAUUAUGACAUCUUGACCAUUAAGGCAGUGGACAAUGGAAGACCACAGAAGUCUUCCACUGCACGUUUGCACAUUGAGUGGAUUAAGAAACCGGAACCAUCUUCCAUUCCCCUCAGUUUUGACGAACUGUUUUACAACUUCACAGUGAUGGAGAAUGACAGAGUGAAUGAAAUUGUGGGUGUGGUCACAGUUCAGCCAAGUAACAUUCCUCUUUGGUUUGAUAUUGUGGGUGGGAAGCAAGCUCGAGAGAUGUUCUAUGUUUAUCAGACAGCUUGUGGCCAGAACUGUUCCAGAGAAGGUGGAAAUUAUGAAAACACAUUUGAAAUAGAGAAGGGUGUUGGCACAAUUGUUAUUGCAAAACCACUGGAUACUGAGCACAGGGCCACAUAUAAUAUGACUGUGGAAGCCACUGAUGGGACAAGUUCAGCUGCCACACAGGUAUUUAUAAGAAUACUCGACAACAAUGAUAAUGGCCCUGUGUUCUCCCAGCUGAGCUAUGAUGUUACCAUUUCUGAGGACACUGCCAUAGAUACUGAAAUUCUGCACAUUAAAGCUACUGACAAGGAUGAGAAAAGCAAGUUGACCUACUCUAUCCACAGCAGUAUAGAUCCAAUGAGCAUGCGCAAGUUUAAACUUGACCACGGUACGGGCAAGUUGAGCAUAGCUGAAAAAUUGGAUCAUGAAGCACAGGCUCAGCACAGUUUGACUGUAAUGGUCCGAGAUCAAGAGUUUCCAUAUCGACGUAACUUGGUACGGGUUUUAGUAAAUGUAGAUGAUGCCAACGAUCAUGCCCCAUACUUCACUAGCGUUGUGUAUGAUGGUUCGGUUUUUGAGUCUGCUGCUUAUGGCUCUGCUGUGUUGCAAGUUACAGCCCUAGACAAGGACAAUGGUCAAAAUGCUGAACUACUAUACAGUAUUGAAGGAGGUAACAAUGAGAACACUUUUAAAAUCGAACCAGUUUUGGGAAUUAUUACUGUUUCUAAAGAACUUGAUCUCUCAUCCCUCGGCCAGUUUGUUUUGACUGUUAAAGUGACUGAUCGGGGUUUCCCAGCCCUUUCUGCUACUGCAAUUGUACGUAUCUCUGUGACUUUCUCGGACAAUUCACAACCCAAGUUCCCUCAGAAAGAAUACAUGAUCGAGGUCAAUGAAAAUGCCAGUGUUGGUACCUCAGUGAUUAUUAUCUCAGCAGUGAGUCAAUCCACAAUAGUUUAUGAAAUAAAAGAUGGAAAUCCAGAAAGUGUGUUCUCAAUAAACCCUUAUUCUGGAGUCAUUAGUGUACAGAAAGCACUUGAUUAUGAACAAUUUCCUUUCUAUCAGCUGAUCAUUCAGGCAACCAACAUGGCAGGAAUGUCUUCAAACAUUACCAUCAGUAUUCAUGUUGUUGAUGAAAAUGACAAUCCUCCGAUAUUUCUGCAUUCAAUAUACUCGGGUAGCAUUAGUGAGGCUGCUCCAGUCAACAGUGCUGUUUUAAUUACUGACAACAACCCACUUGUUAUAAGAGCCACUGAUGCAGAUUGCAACCAGAAUGCUUUGCUUGUCUAUCAAAUUGUUGAAUCAACAGCAAAGAAAUAUUUUUCAGUUGAUUCAAAUACAGGGGCAAUCAGGACUAUAGCAAAUCUCGAUCAUGAAACAAUUCCAAUUUUCCAUUUCCAAGUUCAUGUCAGAGACAGUGGAAAUCCACAGCUCAUGGCUGAAUCUCCAGCAGAGGUUACCAUUCAUGUGACUGACAUCAACGAUUCACCACCAAAGUUUAGCCAAGAUGUGUAUGAAACUGUUCUUCUCCUGCCAACAUAUAGUGGUGUUGAGGUUCUCACUGUGUCAGCCUCAGAUCCUGACUUUCAAGUAUUAUCAGAAUUAACUUAUACGUUGACAGAUGGAAAUACAGGAAAUUAUUUUUUGAUUGGUCUGAAAAGUGGAUUGAUCACUGUAAAGAAUCACACUCUUGUUGAAGAACUCUAUAGACUUACUGUUCGUGUAUCUGACGGGAAGUUCAGCAGCACAACUCUGAUAAAAAUAAAAGUGAAGGAUGCAAUUGACAGUGGUCUACAAUUUACUCAAAAUUUUUAUUCGUCUUCCAUCUUGGAGAACAGCACAGAAAUAAAAAAAGUGGCUGUGGUAAAUGCAGUAGGUAACCGGCUUAAUGAGCCGUUGAAAUACAGAAUUUUGAACCCCGGCGACAAAUUUACAAUUAAAUCCACUUCAGGAAUUGUGCAAACGAUGCCGGUGUCAUUUGACAGGGAAGAACAAGAGUUGUAUGAGUUAGUUGUGGAAGCAAGUCGUGAGUAUGAUCCUUGGUGUGUUGCACGGGUAGUCAUUAGAGUCCAGGUUGAAGACAUUAAUGAUAAUCCACCUAUAUUUGUAGGCCUUCCUUAUUAUGCCGCAGUUCAAGUUGAUGCAGAACCAGGUGCUGUUAUAUAUCACAUCACAGCUAUGGACCGUGACAAGGGUAAAAAUGGAGAAGUAACUUACUUUCUUAGAGAUGGGUAUGGUCACUUUGAGAUUGAUCAGAACACAGGUGUUGUCAUGUUAAAAGAACCUUUUGAAUUUGAUUUAUCGAAUGUUGAAUAUGAUGUUGUAGUCAUUGCAAAAGAUGGGGGUUCUCCUUCUCUUUCCACAUUUGUAGAACUGCCUAUCACAGUAGUUAAUAAAGCAAUGCCUGUCUUUGCAAAACCAUUUUAUGCAAGAACUAUUAAUGAAGACAUCCAACCAUACACCCCUAUCCUCAGCAUCAAUGCCACAAGUCCUGAAGGUCAAAGUCUAAUAUAUACCAUUACUGAUGGAAAUCCCUUAAAGCAAUUCAGUAUAAAUUUUGAUACAGGGGUCAUGAGUGUCAUUCGCCCUCUGGACUAUGAAGCUGAAUCCAGCUAUAAAAUGACUGUAAAAGCAACAGAUUCCCUAACAGGUGCUCGAGCUGAGGUGACUGUGGAUGUAUCUGUAAAUGAUGUUAAUGACAAUCCUCCAGUUUUUGAAAAAGCUAUGUAUGAAGCAACCCUUUCUGAAUCCUCAAUGGUUGGAACACCUGUGCUGCAGGUUAUUGCUGUAGAUGCAGAUUCUGAAAACAGUAGAUUAGUACGCUAUCAGAUUGUCCAGGACAAUUUAAACAGCACAGACUACUUUCACAUAGACAGCACAAGUGGGUUGAUUCUAACAUCACGCAUGCUGGACUAUGAGCUAAUUCAGCAGUAUAGCUUCAUAGCUAGAGCAACAGACAAUGGCAUCCCGCCAAUGAGCACUGAUGUCCCAGUCAUUGUUUAUGUAAUCGAUAUGAAUGAUAGCCCUCCAGUUUUUAACCAGCUUCUGUACGAGUCUUAUGUAAAUGAACUUGCACCACGUGGUCAUUUUGUAACUUGCGUCCAGGCAUCUGAUGCAGAUAGCUCUGAUGCUGACAAAUUAGAGUAUAGCAUCCUGUCUGGUAAUGAUCAUAUGAAUUUUGUCAUGAACAGCAAAAGAGGGAUUAUUACACUUUCCAACCACCGCAAGCAAAGAAUGGAUUCUGUGUACAACUUGAAUGUCUCUGUAUCAGAUGGCAUUUUUACUAGCACUGCUCAAGUACACAUCAGAGUACUUGGUGCCAAUCUAUACAGCCCUGUCUUUUCAAGCAGUGUUUAUGUGGUGGAACUGAGAGAGAACUCUGCCAUUGGAAGCAAAGUGACUCAGGCAAUGGCUACUGAUGGGGAUUCUGGGGAAUAUGGGACGAUUAACUACCUUAUACUGAAUAAUUUUGCAAGGGAGCGGUUCUCUAUUGAUUCUGAAGGUCAGAUUAUUAUAACUGAAAAGCUAAACAGGGAAGUUCCUCUUGAGAAUGAUAUUGACAUUACAGUGAUGGCAGUUGAUGGUGGUGGUAGAGCAGCAUUCUGCACCGUGAAGGUCAUUCUCGUGGAUAACAAUGACAACGCUCCCCAGUUCAUGGCCUCGGAAUACAGGGCAAGUGUCAAAGCAGAUGUGACAAAAGGGUCCUUGAUCAUCCAAGUCGAGGCUUUUGAUCUGGAUGAAGGAGAAAAUGCUAAAAUCCUAUACUCAUUAUACAGUGACGAUUCAGAUAUUGCAGCAAAUGCAAUAGAAAUUGACCAUGAAACCGGAUGGAUUGUCACAAAGGGAAAUUUUGACCAUUUAAAAAAUACAAUUCUCUCUUUCUUUGUGAAAGCUUCAGAUAGUGGUACCCCUGUGAGGAGUGUUCUCGUUCCUGUUUACUUUCAUGUGCUUCCUCCUGAAACAGUCCUUCCAGCUUUUUUGCAGCACCAGUAUUUAUUCAUGCUACCAGAGGAUGUCCCUAUAGGAAGUACAGUUGGUACAAUCCAAGUUUUGCCUCGUCAGACUGUUCUGUUCAGUAUAAUUAAUGGUGGAUUAUCGAAAAAUAACCAAGAUGGAAUAUUUGUAAUAGAUUCACACACUGGAGUGUUAAAAUUGGACAAGAAACUUGAUUAUGAAGCAACUCCUUUUUAUGAGUUUUUGGUCACAGUAACAGUUCAUAAUGGGAGAACUGACAUAAUUUUGACAACUAAUGUUAAAAUCGAAGUUAUGGAUUUGAAUGACAACAAACCUAUCUUUCAGACUAACCCAUAUGAGGCUGUAGUAAUGGAAGGAAUGCCUAUAGGAACCAAAGUAAUUCAAGUCCAAGCAAUUGACGAAGAUUCAGGAGCUAAUGGACAAGUUGUAUACAAUAUGCUGCCAGCAGCUCAAUCAGAACUUGAAGAGGUUACAGAAAUAUUUGCUAUUGACAGCAACAGUGGGUGGAUUAGAACACUUAAAGACCUUGACCAUGAAAGGCAGCCAGUCUACACUUUUACAGUGGUAGCCUUGGACCAUGGUGAGAUAAUGUCUCUAUCAUCAACAGCAAUUGUUCAAGUAACUGUUACAGACAUAAAUGACAAUGCUCCAAAUUUUAUGAAUGAGAUAUAUAGGGGAUCUGUUAGAGAGAGCGAUUCGCCUGGAGAGGUUGUUGCAGUCCUUAGCACAAGAGAUGAUGACACAUCUGAAAUCAACCGCCAAGUCAGUUAUCAUAUUACAGGAGGAAAUCCUAAAGGAAAGUUUGCCCUUGGCUUGGUGCAAAAUGAUUGGAAAGUCUAUGUAAAGAGACCACUAGAUCGUGAGGAACAGGAUAUUUAUCUACUGAAUAUCACAGCCACCGAUGGGCUUUUUGUAUCAAGAGCAGUAGUUGAAGUUCGAGUGCUCGAUGCGAAUGACAACAGUCCUAUAUGUGAUCAGGUCACCCACACUGAGACAAUUGUGGAAGACAUUACACCAAACAAAGUUAUUCUAAGGAUUGGUGCUCAUGAUGCUGACAUUGGGUCUAAUGCAGAAAUACGGUAUUCUUUGCAUGGAGCUGGCUCAGAUAAAUUUUUCCUGGAACCAGAAAGUGGUGAACUGAAAACAUUAUCAGCUUUAGACCAUGAGGAAACUCAAGUAUAUAAUUUGAUUGCCAGGGCAUCAGAUGGAGGCGGGCGUUUCUGCCAGUCAGGAAUAGUUCUGUUAUUGGAGGAUGUGAAUGACAAUCCCCCUGUAUUUUCCUCCAGUCAUUAUACGAAGUCUGUAUAUGAGAACACAGCAAUAAAGGUUUUGCUGGCAAAAGUUGAAGCAACAGACCCAGAUAUAGGCCCAAACAGAGAUAUAGAAUAUGCACUUGUUGACACUGCUGAAGGAUUUUUUUCCAUUGAUAAGUAUUCCGGAAUCGUCAGUCUGGAAAAGCCACUGGAUAGGGAGCAGCAGGCAUUGUACAAUCUCACCGUCAAAGCCACAGAUCAAGGAAUAUCGUGGAAACUCUCAGCUUUUGCCACAAUUACUAUCAUCGUGCUGGACAUCAAUGAUAAUCCACCAGUUUUUGAGAGGCGAGAUUAUCUAGCCACAGUUACUGAAAAUGUAGACUUGGGAACUGAAAUUUUAGUUUUGUAUGCUGCCAGCAAGGAUAUUGGUGCAAAUGCAGAAAUUACUUACAAUAUUAGAUCUGGUAAUGAACAUGGAAAAUUCAAAAUUGACCCUCAAAAAGGAGCUAUUUCUGUAAUUGAGUAUCUUGACUAUGAGACUUGUAAGGGUUACUACCUUACAAUUGAAGCUAGAGAUGGAGGCUAUCCUUCGCUGAGCGCAUUUACUACCGUAAAUGUCAAUGUAACAGAUGUAAAUGAUAAUGCACCCAAAUUCAGCAGAGAGAUAUACAAUGCCGUUAUCAGUGAAGAUGCAUCUGUUGGAGAUUCCAUAGUUAUGGUUCUGGCAGAAGAUUCUGAUAGUCAAACCAAUGCACAGAUUCAGUUCUCCAUUGUGAAUGGUGACUCAGACAACUACUUCAAUAUUAGUCCAGUCACAGGCUUGAUCAAGGUCAAAGAGCGACUUGAUAGAGAAAAAGUAUCUGGGUAUUCAUUAAUAAUACAAGCCAAAGACAGUGGAACACCUUCCAUGUCAUCUACAGUUAUUGUGAAUAUUGAUGUCUCAGAUAUUAAUGAUAAUCCCCCUGACUUCAUCCCAGCAAAUUAUUCAGCUGUCAUUCAGGAAAAUAAAUCUGUUGGUACCAAAAUCCUGCAACUUUCAGUGACUGACAAGGACUCUUCCCACAAUGGACCUCCAUUCACAUUCACUAUUCUUGCUGGAAAUGAUGGGAAGGAGUUUGUUUUGGAUCAACAAGGAGUUCUGAGAUCUGCAAUUGUAUUUAAACAGAAGGAUGCAACAGAAUACCUUCUGCAUGUGCAGGCUCAAGACACUGGUAAGCCACCACUGACUUCUUUCACCUAUAUUCUUGUUCGUGUGAUUGAAGAAAGCAUUCAUAAACCAACUGCUAUUCCACUUGAGAUUUAUAUUUCCACAAUGGAGGAUGAAUUCCCGGGAGGUGUGAUUGGGAAGAUCCAUGCUACUGAUCAAGAUAUGUAUGACAUCCUUACCUACAGUUUUAGGUCAGACCAAAGAAGUCUGUUCACUAUAAAUAGCCAAGAUGGGAAGAUUAUUGCACUUGGGGGCCUGGAUAGUGGCAAUUAUGUUUUGAAUGUGUCCGUUAGUGAUGGGCGCUUCACCGUGCCUGUUGAAGUUGUAGUUCAUAUAGAGCAGGUGACUCAGACUAUGCUAAACAAUGCAAUAACUGUUCAAUUUGAAAACAUCUCUCCUGAAGAUUUUAUUGGACUUCAUCUCCAUGGAUUUAGGCAGAGCCUUCGGAACAUUAUUGUUGCCCAGAAGCAAGACACUCUUCAUGUCAUUAGUAUCCAGCCAGUCGCAGGCACACAUCAACUUGAAGUUUUGUUGGCAGUGCAAAUGUAUAGAAAUGGGUUCUACAAAUCUGCUUAUUUGAUUCAGAAGCUUAGCAAUGCAAAAAAGGACCUAGAAAAUGGCCUCCAUGUUUCCGCUAUCAUGGAUAAGAGUUGCUCUGGUGAAGAAUGCCAAGACCAGUAUUGUGAACAGAUGAUUGCUCCAGAAACACAGUCCAUGAUGACCUACAGCACUGCAAGAAUUAGUUUUGUGUCUCCCCGAUAUUCCAGGGGUGCAACAUGCACUUGUAAUGGUGAUCUUUGCCCUGUUGUUUCUGAUGUUUGCCAAGAGAAACCUUGUCCAAGUGACAUGCAUUGUGUUAGAGGCGGUGUAGGACGCGGACCAUAUAUCUGUCAGUGUCCACCAGGAAAUCUGGGAGAAUGUUCAGGUCACGCAUCCCUUAGUUUUGCUGGAAACAGUUACAUUAAGUAUCGGGUGGCAGAAAACAGCAAAAGAGAUGAACUGAAAUUGGGACUGCAUUUGAGAACACUGCAGAGUAAUGGAAUAAUAAUGUAUGCAGAAGGAGAAUACUGUGUCAUUCUGAAGAUUGUGGAUGGAAAACUCUGGUUUCAAUUGGACUGUGGUAGUGGGCCUGGCAUUGUGGGAAUUUCUGGCAGAACUGUUAAUGAUGGGAAUUGGCAUACUGUCUUUCUGGAUCUCAACAAGAAUUUCACAAGCCUUGCACUUGAUGACAGCUACGUGGAGCGUCGAUGGGCUCCUUUCAACUUUCAUAUCCUCAGUAUUGACAGCUCCAUCUAUUUUGGUGCCCAGGUGCCAGCUGCUCGUAGCCUGUCAAGCCAGAAGAGCGCACAAGUCCUUGGUGGGUUUCAAGGAUGCCUGGACUCAGUUGUCCUUAAUGACAAUCAGUUGCCACUCCAAAACAAGCGCAGUCAUUUUGCUGAAGUGGUUGGGCUGACAGAACUGAAACUCGGCUGUGUCCUGUAUCCUGACACCUGUGCAAGAGAACCAUGCCAGAAUGGAGGGAGUUGUAUAAGCCAGCCAUCUGGUGGUUAUCAGUGCAGCUGUCUGCCACAGUUUACAGGAAACCAAUGUGAAACUGAAAUCACAGCCUGCUUCCCAAACCCCUGUCAGAACGAGGGCUCCUGUAAUCCAGUGGGCAGUGAUUUUACCUGCGACUGCAAAGAAGGAUUUAUAGGCUUGAUGUGUGAAGAAGACAUUGAUGAAUGUAACACAGAAGAGUGCCAAAAUGGAGGAACGUGCUUAAAUACAUUGGGCUCAUUUCAGUGCAACUGUACUUCAGGAUAUAUAGGGUUCUACUGUGAUCUUAGGCCUGUAGUUGUGCCCAAUAUACAACCUGGACAUCCCUAUAUUGGAAAAGAGGAACUCAUUGGAAUAGCUGUGGUUUUACUAAUUCUAAUGAUAUUAGUGAUACUUUUCGCAAUUUUCCGAAAGAAGGUCUUCAAGAAGCAUACACGUAACAAUAUGACUCUUGUGCAGGACCCUGCAACUGCAGCACUACUUAAUAAACCUAAUGGCAUUCAGUUCAAAGGUAUUCGGAAUAAUGGUGAUAGUCGUAAGAUUUACCAAGAAACUGGAGGUCCUCCCCAAGUGCCAGUUAGGCCAAUGGCGUACACACCAUGCUUCCAUAGUGAUUCGAGAAACAAUUUAGACAAAAUUGAUGGAAUGGGAGUAGAACACCAAGAAAUGAGCACUUUCCACCCUGAUUCUCCUCGACUACUGACUACACGUAGAGGUGUUGUUGUGUGCAGUGUGGCCCCAAAUCUCCCAACAGUUACUCGAUCUGUCUCUGACUGUGAUUCGUUGAGAAAAAAUACCUGGGAUACAGACAGAGAUGGAAAAGUGGACAUUGUUGAGGAUGCAGCAGGCUUUACAGGAAGCACAAAAGGUAGCAAUUCUGAGGUCCAGUCACUCAAUUCCUUCCAGUCUGACUCAUGUGAUGAUAAUGUGGCCCUUAUGGAGGAGGGGCAGAGCUACAACAGAGCAUAUCAUUGGGAUACCUCAGACUGGAUGCCAAGCACUCGACUGCCAAACAUUGAAGAAGUACCGCAUUAUGAAGCAGUUGAUACUGCCCCUGUUCAUCAUGAGAAUGAGAGAUCACUAGAUGCUGACUACUACCUCGGUGGAUAUGACAUAGACAAUGACUUCCCACCCCCUCAUGAUGAGGAAUUCCUGGGCCAGGACCAACUUCCUCCUCCCCUGCCAGAGGAUUACCAGGAUCAAUAUGAGAUCAUCCAACCACCCCAGACAACAUCCGCAUUGAACACUUUAAAUUCCAAUGGCCGCAGAAGACCACACUUCCAUCCCAGCCAGUAUCUUCCACCUCACCAGUUGCCAACAGAAGGAGAAGCUGUUGGUGUCCAUGGUGAGACAGACUAUGGUGCAGGUUCAAACCAAGACUUGGAGAAAGUGAUUAGCGACAAUAUAUCAAUGCCCAUACUCACAUCGACAAAUGCAUCAUCUUCAGAUAUGUCGAUGAGCUGUGGUUGUGAUGAUUCUGAAGUAGUGAUGAGUGACUACGAGAGUGGCGAAGAGCUUAAUUUUGAUAAUAUUCAUAUCUCUUUUGUAGAAUCUCAGUACCAGACACAAGUGUGACUACUGCUAUAUGGGCCAGAUCAGAGCUAAUAAUUCAACAACGCUGAGAAUUAAGUGAUGCAAUGACAGGAAGUUGAAGAGCUUUCUAUUGCAUUUUUACAUCCAUAAGGAUUGAUGGACAAAGUAAUUAGAAUGAGUUUUUUCUGCUAAUUGGGUACUAAUUUCAUGAUAUAAUACCCACAACAGACUCCUUCUAAUGUGGCUACAAAUAAGAUUUUUUUAAAUAAAUGAAGCCAAUUCAUGAUAGUCAUGAUAUGGUUCCAAGCUGAGUCACCAUUGGAGCUGGAAGUGCAGAAAAAUACUACAUUUAUUAUCAUUGAUGAAAUUCUAAAGUAUUGUUCCUGUGGAAACUCAUUUGAUACUGUAGGAUUAAGUGAUCUUCUGAUUCUAUUAAAUAUUAAUCAAACAGUCACAGUCUGUGUAGGCAAUUCCUAAAUGUAAUGCCGAAGAGACAAAGUAACUAAUAAUGGCACUUUCUUAAAAUAAUAUGAAUUAAAUCACUGGAUAGCCAACUACCUGUACAUUGCUACAGUCCAGUAACAAACUGAUAAGGCAUCAAUUGUCUAGACGGUUCUUCAGGAGAACGGCAGUACAUGUUUAGCAAUCCAUCCUUCAAUGUUUAAUUCUGUUCGUUUACUUUCUUGCUAGUUACAGUAUCAAUCAUGGAAUGUAUAUUUGUGCACAGUCCUGAAGUAAUUGACUGACUGCAAUAAGUUAAAGCAAUGGAGUGAAGCAGAACAGCUACCACUAAGAAAUGGAACCUACCUAAAGUACCUAACAAAAAUGAAGCUUCCGCCUCUUCUCCACUUCUAAAAAUGAUCUAAUUGUCAUAGCAUUUUUACCAUGUCUUAUUCCUAUAUCAAAGCACAUAGAAUUUAAUGUGAGAUAACAAUCUGCUACAUAACACUUGUAACUACAGUGGGCUAGUUUAUUUCAAUGUUAAAACAGAUUUGAAGGGGCGAGAGAACUUUUAUUCCAAACUCAUAUGUGAGUUUGGGGAAGAUGGUGGUGCAGUGGUAAUGUCAUUGGGCUAGCAAUGCAGAGGUCCAAGCUGGUACUCCGGGGCCACGUAAUCAAAUCCCACCAUGGCAGCUGGUGGUGCUUAAAUUCAAUUAAUAAAAUCUAGAAUUGGAAGCUAGUCAGUAAUGGUGACCAAGAAACCAUCAACGAUUGUUGUAAAAACCCAUUUAGUUCACUAAUGUCCUUUAGGGCAUCCUUACCUCACUCUUAUGUGUCCUCUGAAAUGGCAUGGCAAGCCAUUCAAUUCUAGGGCAGUUAG
Messenger RNA from Carcharodon carcharias (great white shark), 15108 nucleotides. Its product is annotated as protocadherin Fat 3-like. The transcript has 28 exons. NCBI's taxonomy places the organism in Eukaryota, Metazoa, Chordata, Chondrichthyes, Lamniformes, Lamnidae. The coding region runs from base 33 to 13829 and encodes 4598 amino acids. Gene Ontology annotation, cellular component: plasma membrane; cell-cell junction. Gene Ontology annotation, biological process: homophilic cell-cell adhesion. Gene Ontology annotation, molecular function: calcium ion binding. The record is from RefSeq and is a predicted model, not a curated record.